This is a messenger RNA of Porites evermanni, 1957 nucleotides long. The record is from the annotation of a GenBank genome assembly. NCBI's taxonomy places the organism in Eukaryota, Metazoa, Cnidaria, Anthozoa, Scleractinia, Poritidae.
UUUACCCUGUUACUUUGUUACCCUGUUACCUUGUUACCCUGUUACCUUGUUACCCUGUUACCUUGUUUCCCGGUUACUCUGUUACCUUCUUACCCUGUUAGACUGUUACCCUGUUACCUUGUUACCCUGUUACCCUGUUACCCUGUUACCUUGUUUCCCAGUUACUCUGUUACCUUGUUACCCUGUUACCUUGUUUCCCGGUUACUCUGUUACCUUGUUACCCUGUUAGACUGUUACCCUGUUACCUUGUUACCCUGUUACCCUGUUACCCUGUUACCUUGUUUCCCAGUUACUCUGUUACCUUGUUACCCUGUUAGACUGUUACCCUGUUACCUUGUUUCCCAGUUACUCUGUUACCUUGUUACCCUGUUAGACUGUUACCCUGUUACCCUGUUAGACUGUUACCCUGUUACCUUGUUACCUUGUUACCCUGUUACCCUGUUACCCUGUUACCUUGUUUCCCAGUUACUCUGUGACCUUGUUACCCUGUUAGACUGCUACCCUGUUACCUUGUUACUCUGUAACCCUGUUACCUUGUUUCUCAGUUACUCUGUUACCUUGUUACCCUGUUAGACUGUUACCCUGUUACCUUGUUACCCUGUUACCCUGUUACCUUGUUUCCCAGUUACUCUGUUACCUUGUUACCCUGUUAGACUGUUACCCUGUUAGCUUGUUACCCUGUUACCUUGUUUCCCAGUUACUCUAUUACCCUGUUACCUUGUUACCCUGUUACCCUGUUACCUUGGUACCCUUUACCUUGUUACCCUGUUACCAUGUUACCUUGUUACUCUGUUACCCUGUUACCCUGUUACCUUGUUGCCCUCUUACCUUGUUACCCUUUUACCCUGUUACCUUGUUACUCUGUUACCCUGUUACCUUGUUAUCCUGUUACCCAUUUCCCCUUUUACCCUGUUACUUUUUUAAUCUGUUACAUUGUUAUCCUGUUACUUUGUUACUCUGUAACCCUGUUACCCUGUUAGACUGUUACCCUGUUAGCUUGUUACUCUGUUACCCUGUUACCUUGUUUCCCAGUUACUCUGUUACCUUGUUACCCUGUUAGACUGUUACCCUGUUAGCUUGUUACCCUGGUACCCUGUUACCUUGUUUCCCAGUUACUCUAUUACCUUGAUACCCUGUUAGACUGUUACCCUGUUACCUUUUUACUCUGUUACCCUGUUACCUUGUUUCCCAGUUACUCUUUUACUUUGUUACCCUGUUACUUUGUUACUCUGUAACCCUGUUACCUUGUUACCUUGUUACCCUGUUACAUUGUUACCCUAUUAAACAGUUACCUUGUUAUCCUGUUACCCUGCUACCUUGUUACCCUGUUAGACUGUUACCCUGUUACCUUGUUACCCUGUUACCCAGUUACCCUGUUACCUUGUUUCCCAGUUACUCUGUUACCUUGUUACCCUGUUAGACUGUUACCCUGUUGGCUUGUUACCCUGUUAACCUGUUACCUUGUUUCCCAGUUACUCUAUUACCUUGUUACCCUGUUAGACUGUUACCCUGUUACCUUGUUUCCCAGUUACUCUGUUACCUUGUUACCCUGUUAGACUGUUACCCUGUUAGCUUGUUUCCCAGUUACUCUGUUACCUUGUUACCCUGUUAGACUGUUACCUGUUAGCUUGUUACCCUGUUACCCUGUUUCCUUGUUUCCCAGUUACUCUAUUACCUUGUUACCCUGUUAGACUGUUACCCUGUUACUUUGUUACUCUGUAACCCUGUUACCUUGUUACCCUUCUUCCUUGUUACCCUGUUCCCAUGUCACCUUGUUACCCUGUCAUCCUGUUACCUUGUUACCCUGUUACAUUGUUACCCUAUUAAACAGUUACCUUGUUAUCCUGUUACCCUGCUACCUUGUUACCCUGUUAGACUGUUACCCUGUUACCCUUUACCCUGUUACCUCGUUACCCUGUUACCCUGUUACCUCGUUAUUCUGUUUCCCUGUUACCCU